Danaus chrysippus (African queen) is the source of this 363-nucleotide messenger RNA. The record is from the annotation of a GenBank genome assembly. NCBI's taxonomy places the organism in Eukaryota, Metazoa, Arthropoda, Insecta, Lepidoptera, Nymphalidae.
AUGAUGGAUGAUGGAGAUGAUGGUGAUGAAAGGGGUGAUGGGGAUGAUGGAGAUGAUGGAGAUGAUCGAACUGAUGGAGAUGAUGAGGAUGAUGGGGUGUAUGGGUAUGAUGGGCAUGAUGGGGGUGAUGGGGAUGAUGGGGGUAAUGUGGAUGUUGGGGGUGUUGGGGAUAAAGCGUGUGAUGGGGAUGAUGUGGAUGAUGGAGAUGAUAAAGAUGAUGGGGAUGAUGGGUGUGAUGGAGAUGAUGGGGAUGAGGGGGGUGAUGUGGAUGAUGGAGACGAUGAGGAUGAUGUGGAUGAUGGAGAUGAUGAAGAUGAUGGGGGUGAUGGGGAUGAUGGGGAUGAUGGGGGUGAUGAGGAUUGA